AAUCGGCUUUACAAAACGCGUGUUUAAAAAAAGAAAAAGCCGCAUUGGUGCUCGCCGUAUCUGAAAUCACACCCUCCUGUGUCGUCAAUGCGUGAUUCUAUUCUUCCGCCUCUCAUACCAUUUCAUACCAAUUCUCUCGCAAUGGAGAACUUUGCCAUGCAUAGCCCGGUGAGGAGCGGAUCGUACAGAAGCGCUGACCUGAACAAUAAACACGUCGAGCACUUGAGUAGAUCUCCAAGCCCUGUGAGACACGAGGUUCGUCGUCGUUCGUACUCGCGCUCGAGGAGUCCAUCCAACAAGAGGAAGAUGUCCUCUUACAGAGGUGGGAGCGCAGCUGAGCGAGCUGAACGUCCGAGGUACCGCUCGAGGAGUCGCUCUCGCUCCCCGACAAGAAGGGCAACAAGGGAGUACUCGCGGUCCAGGUCUCGCUCCAGGAGCCGCAGGCGCGACCGAGACAUGAUGCGUAGCCACUCCAGAAGCCCAAUGUCAAAUAGACGCAGACAUGUCGGCAGCAGGGAUAAUCCCAAUGAAAGUCGCUGCGUGGGAGUAUUUGGCCUCAGCAUCUACACUACAGAGCACGAGCUGCAGAACAUUUUUAGCAAGUACGGCCCAGUGGACAAAGUGCAAGUGGUGAUCGACGCCAAGACUGGCCGUUCUCGUGGCUUUGCCUUCGUGUACUACAACAGCAAGGAGGACGCCAAGGUGGCCAAGGACAGGUGCUCUGGGAUGGAGAUUGACGGCCGACGCAUCAGAGUCGACUUUUCCAUCACUCAGCGAGCGCACACCCCGACGCCAGGAAUAUACAUGGGCAAACCUACUGAAGUCAGCAGAGGCAGAAGUGCAGAGAGACACAGCAGUGGCAGACGGCACAGACCUGAUGGUAGUGAAUCGUAUAGUGCUGGAGGCGGCGGAGACCGUUACCGUGAGCGAUACCGCCGCUCACCGUCACCCUACUACUCCUCCCGCUCAAGACGAGGCCGUUACGAGCGCUCCCGCUCGCGCUCCUACUCACCACGUCGUUAUUAAUCAGACGCUGCUUCUCGAUGGUUCAUUGGAAAGGGACACACGUGUUAAAAACAUCUCUUCCCUGGGCAUUCAAUUGCCAUUGAUUGAAAUCAUGAUUUUUUUAUUUCGCUGUACACACGUGUAGCGUCUCUCUGCUGUUCGUGUGAGCCCCCUCGAGUUUUAGUUAGUUCAUUAUUUGUGUGCGCUUUGCUCUCGUCUUUUAUUUCUCUCGGCCGAUUCGCUAACUCUCGGACACACACACACACUCACUCACGCACUGUGGAUAUAUAUGAUUUUGUUGUCCUUUUGUUUGGCGCGCAGAGCGUCUUCCCCGUCAGUUACUCUCCCUCCAUUGACACUUGACGACUCUAUGAAAAUGAAUGAUCUCUGAUUAUGUAUGCUCUGUUCAUGUUAUCUGCUUCACUUGGUUCUAACAGCAACUUUUUGUUUUCAUAAGGUUAUGAAAGCCGUGGUAUUGGAUGAAGUAAGAAUUAGAUCGGGGGGAAGAGAGAAAAUUGCAAGCGGUGAUUCAAGUUUUCGCUGCUUUGAAAAUUAGACUGAGGCAGAGGCAGAGCGAGAAAGAAAAUGCAAGACAGAAAGAAGGGAAUUCUCAAGCCCUGUGCUUAACGUAGAAAAAAGAAAAUAAGAAGCAUGGAAGAGAGAAAAUUGCGCGCGAGUUGAAAACUUUCUUAGGACGGUCACGAAAAAAGAAGCCCCAGAAUUUUUAACACAGGACUUGCAGGUUAGUACUGACCAAAGCAGACCACUGAUCCAAGUUCUUGACAAGCUGUAAAAUCUCGAUUCAAAAUCAGCGCCCACUACCCAUUUAUUUCUGUAAUAUUUCAAUCGAGCGAUUUUUGCGGCCUGCCACCAAAGAGUGCAAGGCACUGUAGCAAAUAAUCGCUCCCUUCAUCAAAUAAGCCUAUGUAGCAACACUAUGUGUUUGUAAAACAUGAAUAAAAUUAUCAAAUUCGAGUGCCCUUUAAUUGA
Messenger RNA from Cloeon dipterum, 1995 nucleotides. It is a transcript of the gene tra2, whose product is annotated as transformer 2. The transcript has 8 exons. Lineage: Eukaryota; Metazoa; Arthropoda; Insecta; Ephemeroptera; Baetidae. The coding region runs from base 88 to 1026 and encodes 312 amino acids. Gene Ontology annotation, biological process: positive regulation of mRNA splicing, via spliceosome. Gene Ontology annotation, molecular function: RNA binding. The record is from RefSeq and is a predicted model, not a curated record. Gene Ontology annotation, cellular component: spliceosomal complex.